Molecule: messenger RNA, 1981 nt
Organism: Sinocyclocheilus rhinocerous
Lineage: Eukaryota; Metazoa; Chordata; Actinopteri; Cypriniformes; Cyprinidae
Product: AT-rich interactive domain-containing protein 3A-like
Exons: 10
Coding region: 419-1981 (520 amino acids)
Biological process (GO): regulation of transcription by RNA polymerase II
Cellular component (GO): nucleus
Molecular function (GO): DNA binding
Source: RefSeq, a predicted model, not a curated record
CGGCACCGCCUCAGAUUAGACGCACAUAUGAUGUUCCUGCCAAAUUAACCUCUAUAUCGAAAUCAAAUGAGGAAGAGAGACAGAGCACGAGCCAUACUGUUUCUAUAGGCGCUCGUGUGUUCGUGACUGUGAUCAAAUAUUGACUGAGAGAGCGUCGCGAGCGGCUUGUUUUUACGGGGAAAUCAGGAAUGUUCCUUCCGCUUCCCAAGAAAAAAACGAAACGGAAGUUAAACUGGUAGGCCCCUUUGUGUGGGGGUCAUCUUCCCCUUAGCUGGUGUCCAUCGAGUACAAGACCAACACUUCCGGUUCCCUGAAGCCCUGCCUUCUGGAUCAAGUUCACAGAAAGUGGUGCGAUCUGUUUUCAGCUGUGGGGGGAAGUGAAGGGGCCAGAAUCCCAGCGUGUCCUGUUUCCCAGACAAUGAAGCUGCAGGCGGUGAUGGAGAACCUGCACAGACAGCAGAGAGCCAAACUGCUGAUGGAGCAGGUGGGGCAGUCACACAGCCCCGCCCCCAUAGGGGAGGAGCUGAAAACAAUCUCCGCCUCUGAAACCGAGCAUGCGCAGAUGGCAGCGCUGGCAGCAAUGCGCGCAGUAGCAGCUGGACUUCAGAGGGCCGACAGCCCCAUGUCUGAGCACAGCAGUGGAGGAGAUGACGAUGAUGAAGAGGAAGGGGAGCAAUACAAAGAUAUGAUGGGGUCUGAGGAGGAAGAGCAGAUAAAACAGAAAUGGGAUGAAGAUGACUUUGAGGGUGAGAUGGAGGAAGAUUAUGAUGACGAUCUAGGUGAUGAAGGGCUGCCGUCGGGCCGUGAGGCCGUCACCCCAGGCAGAGGCAUCCUCCUCUUACCCCACCGCCAUUUACACCCUCACUCCCAGCUGCUAAAGGCUCGGCCUGGUUCUGAGAGCGAACUGCGGCCGCUGACUCACUCCGCUCAUUCAUCCCACGGGCCACUCCAUGGACAGGACCAUGCAGACUGGACCUAUGAGGAGCAGUUCAGACAGCUCUAUGAACUAGACAGCGACCCGAAGAGGAAGGAGUUCCUGGAUGAUCUGUUCAGCUUUAUGCAGAAGAGAGGGACGCCAGUGAACAGGAUUCCCAUCAUGGCCAAGCAGGUGCUGGACCUCUACAUGCUGUACCAGCUGGUGACAGAGAAGGGGGGGCUGGUGGAGGUCAUAAAUAAAAAGUUGUGGAGGGAGAUCACGAAGGGCCUGAACUUGCCGACCUCCAUCACCAGCGCUGCCUUCACUCUCAGAACACAGUAUAUGAAGUAUCUGUAUCCUUACGAAUGUGAGAAGAGGGGUCUCAGCAACCCCAACGAGCUGCAGGCUGCCAUCGACAGUAACCGGCGAGAGGGACGCAGACAUAGCUUUGGCAGCUCGCUCUUCACCUAUUCACCCAACGGGACACCCACAAUGCUCACCUCUCCCAAACUCUCCAUGCCACCCAUGGGCAUCGCCCUGCCCAGCAAUGGAGCCACGGUCUCAUCCUUACAUAAAAUGAAGAAAGAGGAUGAUGGAGUUCAGGCCCGUCUGCCAAUGUCUCUGGCCACUCAUUCACUAGCUGCGGCCCAGGCUGCAGCUGCGCAGGCGGCCACCAUCGCACAGGUAGCUGCGCUGGAGCAGCUGCGGGACAAGCUAGAGUCCGGUGAGCCCCCGGAGAAGAAGAUUGCACUACCACUGGAGGACCACCAGCGGCUACUGCAGAGAGCCCUUCAGCACAACCUGCUGGCCAUGACGGCACAGAUCCCCAUGAACAUCCGCAUCAACAACCAAGCCUGUUUGCAUCUUCACGACUGCUGGCAAACUCUGGAGGUCACGUUCUCCAUGAGCCUCGCAAAAGUUGCUGAGGUACAGCUUGAGCAGCUUGAAGGUAAAUUCCUCGAUCCUUCAUUUGGGAUCAAGCUUGCAGCCUUUGCUUUCGCAGCCGAGAUCCUUAACCGUCAAACUGUUAAUGCAUAUAACUCUGUUAUUCAGUUGCUAUCUUAA